This is a messenger RNA of Tachysurus fulvidraco (yellow catfish), 1546 nucleotides long. RefSeq names its product heat shock transcription factor-like. Gene Ontology annotation, biological process: regulation of DNA-templated transcription. The transcript has 8 exons. NCBI's taxonomy places the organism in Eukaryota, Metazoa, Chordata, Actinopteri, Siluriformes, Bagridae. The record is from RefSeq and is a predicted model, not a curated record. Bases 117 to 1379 code for a protein of 420 amino acids. Gene Ontology annotation, molecular function: DNA-binding transcription factor activity; sequence-specific DNA binding.
CUGAAUGUCAGUAGAACGUUCUAGAAUGAACACGGCUUCACUUGUUUACUUUAUAAUUUAAUCCCCCUGCGUGUGAUUAAGGGUGUCUAAAUUAAAUUGUUUAAACGCUUCUUAUCAUGAGUGAAAACGAGGAUCCUUCAGAAGGAGCCGAGAAAUCAGGUGGGAUGGAAGUCAAUGAAAUACUUCUCUCCGUCCGGAUGAACCGCAGAAAAUUUCCCAGCAAGUUGUGGCAUUUGGUGAAUGAUCCCCAGAUUUGCUCAAUCUGCUGGGAUGACAGUGGGGAAGGAAUACUGAUCUGUCAGGAGGCCUUCGAAGCUGAAGUGCUAUCUACCGCCGACAAGCAGAUGAACAAGUAUUUCAAAACGACAGAUUUCCUCAGCUUUGUUCGCCAGCUAAACCUGUACGGAUUCAGAAAAGUGUGCCCAUACUAUGAGAUCUCAAUGAAGCAAGUCAGCACCAUGCAUCACUUUCACAACGCAAACUUCAAAAGAUCUAACCCAGAGCUUCUGGUCAACCUAAAGCGACUCACAUCUUCCACCAAAGCCAAGCUUGCUGCUGGGCUUGAAGAGUCCAACCAGUCAAGACAUUUCCAUUAUCUGAUGCUGAAGUCACCUGAGAACUCUACUGUGGUCGGCACAGAUUUAGUUGAGCAUCAGGGAACUUCUCAUCACCUGUACUCUCAGCAGGUAAAGGGGUCCGUCACAGCACCCCAAACCUCACAGGCACUUGUAACAGGUCAUGAUGAUUCAAACUCUGAGCCCUGUGACGUCCAGAUGGAUUUUCCGUGUGCACCUUCAUCCAGUCCAAUGCAACAGGGCUCACAUUGUGCAAUGCCUGAUGGGAAUUUAGGGUAUCAGUGGUGUAUUCCAGGCUCCUUGGAUUCAAACAUGCCAUGCUCCCAACAGGAAGUUGCCUCCUAUGCUCAUAGUGGCUAUCAUGAUGACUCAUUUAGCCACCUCCUGUACACUGGCCGGGAUCCAAACUGGGAAGCAGGUGUUGCUCCAGAUCCCAGGAAGAGUCACAUGAACCUGGGCACUGUAUUCAACAUGGACGAUGAAGUGCAGGACUCCUCAGUCAGCUAUCUUCAUUUCACCAAUCAGGAUCCAAACUGGCAAGCAGGUGUUGCUUCAGAUCCCAGGAAGAGUCACUCGAACCUGGGCACUGUAAUCAACAUGGAAGAUGAAGUACAGGAAUCCUUCAUCAACUAUCUCCAUUGCACUGAUCAGGACCCAAACUGGCAAUCAGCUGAUGCUUCAGAUUCCAGGAAGAGUCACAUGAACCUGGGCACUGAAAUCAGAAUGGAAAAUGAAAUGCAGGUUGCUGCUUUCAUCACUCUGCCCACCAAUGAGAAGUCACCUGGAGAAGAGUUAACCAGUUAAACAGUUAAUUAUUAAUGCCUCCUUUAGAAUUUCAUGACUAUUUUCUUUAAUUAAAAGAUGACAUGAAUAUACCAGUAGCUCUUCUAAUUUAGAGGCAUUUAUUAUAUUAAAUACAAUGCAAUAUUUUAUGCCGAUGACACUCAGAUCUAUAUACAUUCUAAACCUGA